AAUAGGUAGGUUAUCAUGAGUUUGAGAUUGUUGAGUGAUCACUGAGCUUGAGCAGGGAAUAAACGGGAGCGAUCUGGCACUAUACUACGAGUUGUAAAUUGUUAUAGCCGACUAAAGGAAAAAGAAUGCGCACCAUCUUCACUGUGGGUCAGGCUUGCGUAGUACGGUCAUGCUUUCAUUACUGCGAAUGCGAUAUGGCGACCGGCACUGGAAAGCAUGCGGUUUCCAAAUACUACCACUGACCUUCCCACGUGAAUUUCUUUCUAUCCGCCACGUUUUCGAGAGCUUGGGGUUUCAGCGAUGGAGGCCUUGAGCGAAGAUGAACGUGAAGAAUUCCUGGAAUUUUUUGACGCAGAAGAACUCGAUGGGCUGCAUCAGCUCUUCCUCGAGCCUGCGGGUUCCAAAGGGUAUCUCACUUUAAGGCGCCUCUCAAAACCCAUCUGAUUCUGAUGAUCAAGAGCUUCCGUUUUUUGGGACGGGAUCUAUUGCAAGGUGCAGGAACUACGUAAAGUUUUUAGAUGAAGAGAGAAGCAACUUGAACGCAACACAGUCAGAGGAUGCAAUUACGGAUUUGCGGAGAGCUCUAAUUCCUGCAGAGGAUCUGCACAAGGUUCUCAGCGAAAUUCACCUGGAGGGUGUCGAGGGCGUGCCUGAGUUAGAAGCAUGCCAACGCUUGCACGAGAAGGUAUUGCGAUCGCAAGGUGGUGGCGGUGGCCUCGAUUUCGCUUUUUUCCUGCGGGUCUUGCAGACUAUCCACCAGGAAGACAGUUAGGCAAGGAUUUUUCUCGUUGCACCACGUUAGUUUUUUUUAUAUUUUGCUAGCCUAACAAGGCCCAACCUCUUCGGGACCGCUGGGGCCAUCCCGAUAGCUUGCCAGUGAACCCUCGGAGCGGGACUCCCCUCCCAAGGAUCGCGAAGCGUGGACUCUAAAAGCGCCCCCAGGGGAGUCCCAACCCUUGGGAGGCGCGGCUCGGAGUUGCUUUGGAGGAGUGUCAAAAAGGGGGACAAAAAGGGCCGACUUUGACACCCCAAACGACCCGGGUCAUUUGGCGACCAUUUUGGGCCAAAAAGGGUCGCCUUAAGGCACCCCCUGCCUCGCCCGCACUAGGUGGGACCCUUUCGGUCUUCGCUAAAUGACCCGGCAGCUUUUUUUCAAAAAAGGGGCGGAAAAUGCACCCAAAGUGAUCCGGUACUUUUUUAGCCAAAAAGUAAAGUGCAGCUUUCGGGCACCCCUUGCCUGGCUCAGACCUCCGCCGCGGAGUUUGGCCCCAUGGACGGCGAGCCAGGUACCCUUGGCGGCUGCCUGUCUGCGAAUGUCGACGACACCGAAGUCCUACAGUCACGUGAUGGCCGGGGUGUAUGCAUGGGUGUGAGCCAGGCCUUGCACCUGGCUGCAGUUUUCAAAAAAGACUUACGCGGUGCAACGAGAAAAAUCCUGGUCUAAGACAGCUAUUCGGUUCUAGAUGCGAUUUCAGUGGACGAAAGCAGCGAAGAGGAGGAGGAACAAGGUGAAAGUCCUGACAACGAACAACCAGAUAGCGACAAAGCAAAUAAACCCGACGCUUCUGACCAAACUGCUGCAGCUGGUGUCGGUAGCACAAAUCUACAACAAAAUGAACCCGAUGAUCCACCGAGCUUAUCACCUGAGAAUACGACAGGAAACGAGACGACGCCUUUCGACAGCGCUGAGAGUCUACUGGCCAGUCCAGAAAGCGUUCCUCCAGAAGUACCACCUUCAAAAAAGUCUACAACUGGUGCAAACAAGCCAUCAACUACAGCGACCGCAUCGAGUACAGCAUCUUCGAGUCUGCAGCGGACUAGUUUGAGCAGCUCAAAGAAGGCCGAAGCCGGUGCUGCUAUCGCGGCUGCGUUGGUUGACGAGGAUGCUGCGAAAAAACUGGGAAGUGCGCUGGAAGCUCAGUCUUCUACUGUAGUUGGAAUUUAUGAGAAAACGAUGCCGCAAAACAUGCAGCUGAUCCAAACAUUACAUAAGGAACUUGAGGAUGAAAGUGAUGCCGCCUACGCACACGAACCUCGAUUCUCUCCAAGCGUGCCAUCAUCGGAUGUCGCCGUGACUCCGACAAACGAUCUAUCUCUACGGGGAGCACCGGGUGAAGGGACAGCAGCGAAGAAGAAGUACUACUUACACUUUUUCUACAACUCUGGAAGAUGUAUUGUGAGUUUAGCUUGUGUCAUCUGAACAUGACUCGACGCGAAAAAAAGGGGAGGUUAUUCUCGUUAGAUAUUGGAAAGCAUGGACUUUUAUUCUGUGGGUAGAAUUUUAUUUUUGACAAUGAACUACAGGUCAAUCAGGACUUUUAACUCUACGGUACAGCCAGCAAAAGAGAAGAGCCACCAGACAGAGAGCAGUUCUUCAGAGAGAUCGCAGAGGUUACAGCUUCAACGCGACUACCUCGAUUUGCAAGCUUCAUUCAAUGCUGCGCUAGCAUAUGCUAAGUUCUCUGCUUUGCGUGUCGCAAACCGGCUCCAUUGUGGCUUUGACUCCUUGCAGGCAGUUUCCGACGAGCAAGACCCUGUCACAUCUGGCGCAGAUCGUGAAGAUAGUGUCGUGAAUUUAGCGGUGGGAGACCCGUCACUAGGGCGCUCCGUGCGGCGAUUUCUCCUCGAAGAGUUGCACUUGCAAGACUUCGAAAGUCUGCAACAGUCCGCUAUUGACAGCGCGUCAGACGAAGAAGGUGAUCCGCUGUUGAGGCAGCUGGGCACAAUGACCUCCCCGAUUGCGCAGCAGCAGCGCGAGCUUCUGCGGGACUGCAUCGAAGAGGUGCAGCAGGUCGUCGACAAAGCGACGCUACGCCUAGACACUGACGUUGUGCGCCUGCGGCGCGAGCACAAGCUCCUCCGAAGCACGAAUAACGGCCUGCAAGAUCUCGCGCGGAAGAGCAUGCACGGCGCAAAGAGACUUUCUUCGGUUGUCGGUAUGGCUAAAGCCAGCAGGAAACUCAGCAUGCCGCUGCAAAAACUUGUAUCAGGCAUCGGCCUUGGUGAGGGAUCAACCGCUGACGAGGACCUAGAUGUCAGUGUUGAGGAAGCAAUGCAUGCUGUGGAAGCGAUGGAGGAGACCUUCGCGAAAGUCGCAGAACUCGAAAAAGAGGUAGAGGCGCGCAACACCGAGCUCAGAGCAAUGCGAAUUACGAUUCACAUGUAGAGCAUUUUCUUGAUGCUGAUGUUGCAGCUCAUCCUAAUUGCAUAUUGGGCAACUUUCUUGUCGUUAGCAGGUCGUGGCACAACAACUGAUACUCGAGUCAACUCUGGACGAAAGCUUUCAUCUCUAAUCUGACAAAUUCGGAAAGCGAGCGUGCUCUAUCGGCUAUGCAACUGGAAGAAGCGCGAGGAAAAAUCGAGAGCCUCGAGAACGAACUGGUGCAAGAGUCUUCGAAACACGAACGGGAGUUGGCGUCGUUGCAAGACGGUGCGGCUGAGCUGGCGACGCGCCUGCAGAGGAACGCGGAGGAACUAGCGAUCGCGCGAGAAAUCAAAAACGAGAUGCAGAGCCGAUAUUUCGAGAUGGAGCAAUUGUUGCACAGUGAGUUGGAAAGGAGAAAAGAGGAAAAUGGUAUUCCGGAACUCGACACGGACGUGACGAUGCAAGAGGAUGAAGAUUCUAUUUCUGCUGACUCGCGAGCAAAGAACACCACAGCGUCCGGCGGAGGGGGUGGGUUGCCAGGAAAAGCGCGCGCAAAACAGAUGUAUAAUCGGAAAGGAAGCGGUGGUGCUACAGCCAGAGGACAGGAUUGUUACAUAUUAGGCCGCGAAUUCAUUACUGCUUACUCAAGUAAACUCAUAGAAGGACAAAGCAUUUCGCUUUCUCAGCAAAAUUUUGCGCUUCCUGGAACAAAUUUUUCUGAGGCUUCGCACGAUCGCAACUUGAGACCAAGUUGGUUCAAAGCACUGCGUGGAAUAUAGACAGUUGUAUGAGCAGUACAACUUCGCUUUCACCGCGCUGUGCUGAGGUUUGACGAGCGUGCCGUAAAUUAAGUAAUUCGAACCUCUUAACGGCGCCCUUGUCGGUAUCGUUUGUAGGUUGUUCUGGCUGCAAAUCUGACAGGGUAAAAAUAGAUAC
Amoebophrya sp. A25 is the source of this 4081-nucleotide messenger RNA. NCBI's taxonomy places the organism in Eukaryota, Dinophyceae, Syndiniales, Amoebophryaceae. The record is from the annotation of a GenBank genome assembly.